Sceloporus undulatus (fence lizard) is the source of this 1931-nucleotide messenger RNA. Its product is annotated as zinc finger protein RFP-like. The transcript has 8 exons. Gene Ontology annotation, molecular function: zinc ion binding. Lineage: Eukaryota; Metazoa; Chordata; Lepidosauria; Squamata; Phrynosomatidae. The record is from RefSeq and is a predicted model, not a curated record. The coding region runs from base 122 to 1258 and encodes 378 amino acids.
UUUGUUCUUCAUACCAAGACUCUUUGAACAUUGGGAUCAGAGUUUACUAGUUCUCAACGCUCCAACUUCUCCACUUCCUUUUUGAACUGUGGUGCCCAGAACUGGACAGAAUAUUCCAGCCAUGGAGACUCCAGAUCCUAUGAAGAACAUCUGCGAGGAACUGGCCUGUCCCAUCUGCCUGGAGUGUUUGAAGGACCCUGUGACCAUUUCCUGUGGGCACAAUUUCUGCCAAGCCUGCCUGAGCCAGUGCUGGGGAGAGUUGGAGAAAGAGGUCUCCUGUCCUCAGUGCAGGGAGAAAGUUCAGGAAAGGAACCUCAGGCCGAAUCGGCGGCUGGCCAAAGUGAUGGAGAUAGCCAAGGAACUGAGUUUUCAGGGAGGAAGGAGCCAGAGAGCAGAAGAAAAGGGGAGAUGCUGUGAAAAGCAUCAGGAGCCCCUCAAACUCUUCUGCAAGGACCACAAAGUCUCCAUCUGUGUGGUGUGCGACAGGUCAAAGGAGCAUGAAAAUCAUAAUGUGAUUCCUGUGGAUGAGGCCUCAGAGGAGUACAAGUAUCUGAUUUGGAGUUUGGUGAAGAUUCUGAAGGAGGACAGAAAGGACAUUUUGGCAGACAAAGCAGACACAGAACAGGAAAGCCAAGAUUUGCUUAAGCAAACUAAUACAGAGAAAGGAAAGGCUGUGGCUGCAUUCAGGCAAAUACAUCAGUUUCUGGACGAACAAGAAAAGCUCCUGCUGGCCCAGAUGGAAGAGGUGGAGAAGGAGAUUUCUGCCAAAAGGGAAGAACAUCUCACCAUCCUUUCAGAAGAAGUUUCCUCUCUUGAGGGUUUCAUCCGGGAGAUGGAGGAGAAGCAUCAGCAACCGGCAAGUGAACUCCAGGAUAUUGGAAGCUUUGUAAAAAGGUGUGAGAAGAAGGAGAGGUUUGAGAAUCCUGUGGUUUUUCCUCCUGCCCUGAAAUGGAAGAUCUCGGACUUCUGUGAUAUAAAUCCCUUUCUGGAAGGUGUCAUGAAGCAAUUCAGAGACACUCUGGAAUCUGGACUUCAGCAGAAAAAAGCUCGAGUGAGAUCUUCCCAGUCAAAACAUACCGAUGUCACGACAUCAGAUGAUGUGCGUCAGAUGUGCCACGAGAUUAUGGGUGAGCUUAAUCAGCUUAAGAUUGAAGUUCAUGCCCUGAGGGUGCAGAUGAAGGCAUUGAGUGAGGUGCGCGAGGCUCAAGCACGCAUAUAUCCGCCAGUAAAGAAACUGCUUGGAGGAAUAUACAAUUAAUCCAAUGUAGAAACCAACAACUGCUUUAAAAAAAAAUCAAGCUCAUGACCUUAAUGGAAUGCAUACAUCUAGCAUGCUGUCUUCAUCUGUUGCUACAUCCCCCCCUCCACCUUUCCUAGCAUUAUUGUCUUUGUCAUCUCAGCUUCCAUGAAGAUUUCAGGCUUGAUCUUUUUAAGGACUCAUUUAUUUGUCUUUUUAAGGUGUCCAUGGUGUCCUGAACACUCUUCUCUUGUCCAGCAUCACAUUUCAAAUAAUUUGAUUUUCUUCUUAUCUGCUUUCUUCACUGUCCAGUUCUCGCAUCCAUACGUGAUAAUAGGGAAUACAAUGGCUUGAACGAUUCUCAGGUUUGUGCUCAGUUGUAAAUCAUUACUCUUUAGCAGGGGUCGGCAACCUCCGGCCCGCAGGCGCCUUUCCGCCGGUCCCCGGUCCCUCCCGCCGCCGAAAUUGCCGCCAUUUUGCCCUUCAAAAUGGCGGUGAAAUCUCGCGCGACCAAAAAGGUUGCGCGAGAUUUUGCUGCCAUUUUGAAGGGCAAAAUGGCGGCGCCCAUUACGAGGCCUGCUGCGGCCUCUGGAGCCCCGAAACGGGGCUCCAGCAGCCGCAAUGGGCCUCUGGGAGGCCCGCUGCAUCCUCCGGAGCCUCGAAAAGUGGCUCCAGGAGCCGCAACGGGCCUCUG